This is a messenger RNA of Oikopleura dioica, 1431 nucleotides long. Lineage: Eukaryota; Metazoa; Chordata; Appendicularia; Copelata; Oikopleuridae. The record is from the annotation of a GenBank genome assembly.
AUGAGCGGGUUAAUUAUAAAGAGAAUUUUCUGGUCCUUUGGAGCUGUUGCUGAACUCUUUCUAUUCUCAGGUGUCGCUUUUGGCUUUCCUUUCAUCGAAUAUGAGCUGAAAUCAGAGGGAAUCUUUUACGAAACAAAAUGCUCAAAUGGAACAGAUGACAUUUGGGGCCCUGGAAAGAAACUCUGCAACGACGCUUUGAAAUUGUACAAUACGUUGUUUACUGUAGCAGUGGUUUCCUGCACGAUAGGAGUGUUUUUGACUGGAUUUAUUCUGGACAAGAUCGGGAUGUUUUGGACGAGGAUGUUUUACUGCACCAUUACGACUCUAGGCUAUGUAAUGAUGGCUCUUUAUACCUCCAAUGAGCUUUUGCUUUUCCCCGGUCUGGUCUUUCUCGCUUGGUCUGGCCUUGCAUACCUGGUCAUCAACAAUGUUUGCGUCUCAAUAAUGGGCAGAUUCGCUGGAGUCUCCGUUAUCAUCUUUUCCGGAACAACAUUCUUCAUGAUGCCAUACGCAAUGCCGGGCAAAGAAUGGGCCGAGGGAAACUUUUUGCGGUCGAAUAUUGUGUCCAAAUGUCAGAAAGUAGGCGAAAACUCCGAAAUCAAGGAAGAAAAAUCGGAAAAGAAUGAGCCUGAAAAAGAGAAAAUUCCGUUGAAAGAAAGCUGUCUCAAUCCGACAUUUCUCUUAUUUGCCACUGUUUUUGUUGUUUAUUCGACGAGGGUUAAGGCUCUCCAAGGCUGGAUCUAUCCUUGGAUGGAAUGGUCGUACGCCAAAGUCCCGGGAGACGGAGCAGAAAUUGAAGCACAUGUUGGAAAUCUCCUCGAAAUCUAUGGGCUGCUUCUUUUUGCCUCGCCACUGUUCGCCGCGCUGCCAGAACUAUUUAGCUGGGUCGGAAGCAAGUUGAAUAGAAAUGGAAUUCUCAACGGAGAUAUGAUUUCUUUGACGAUAAUCAUGAGUUAUUCAGCCAUAGCGUGCUCGGUUUGCUCGGGUCAGAUGAUGUAUCGGGCGAAGGAUUUGGACGAUAAUGCGAAUGCAUAUGCGCUGAUAGUGAUUUUUUCGAUUGCGAAGACGAUUGUUUAUGCUGCUCCGAAUAUGUUUCUUUUCUACAUGUUCCCUCCUGAGCAUUUCGGCUCCCUCUACGGCAUCCUCACGGCUCCUGGAAUCGUCACCAUGUGGUUCAUCGACCCUCUUUUCCGCCUGAUUCUCGGCGACUCCGAAAGUCUUGCUGAUGCUGAUUUCGCACCAGUUUCUAUCGGAUUCGCCGUGCUUUGCGGAGUUGGUCUCGUUCAAGUCUUUUUGCCGAAAAUUGGUCUGAUUCCGGCGGCGAAAAGAAUGUGCAGGGAGCGACAGAUUCAGUCAGAAAGAACGAAUGAAGAAUCGCAUGGAAUUGAUAAUAAAGGAUUCGAGUUGGAGAAAUCAGAAGAUAUGUUUUGA